UGGUCCGACAGUCCUUGCAUUCGAUAUGCCCUGUUCCGCUUCCUCCGCUACGAGUACCUCGUCCACUGCCUUCUUCAACGUUUCCGAGCCUUGCUUGUGUGAGAUUUGGUGGACUCCAAUGUCGCUUUCGGGGGUAUUUGCCUCCUUCUCUCAAUCUGUCAUGUCUUAACAUCGAUGCCAUCAUCCGAUACCCUAUUGAUGAAGACUCAACAUGACUACGAAGUACGGGCCGUUACUAUCACGUUCCCCAGCUUGUUGGUCUGCACUCGAGUCUCAUCUGGUGUUGCAAACCUGAAUAACGGUCAAGCUCUUCGUCGACCACGGGCUAGACGAACCUUCGAGACAAGAUUCUAUGUGCCGAGAACUUGGAGGAAGCUGUAAUCUGCGAUGUGAAAUGACCCCAUCAUCCGGGGACUUGAGGCUGAAAACUUUGGGAAGGGGUCGGGUCAACACCACGUUGCCGGCCAAAGUUGGAUCAAGAGGCCAUGUCGACAAGAUUGCCAACGUCUGACACUAGGCUUGGCUUUUGCUCUUCUUCUUCCUGAGACACAGCCCAUCAAAAGCCUCAAGCUGCGUAGGAGGUUGGCGUUGUUACGAGUUUAGUCACCACUGGAGCUAGCCUCGUGAGGGUGGGAGACGCCAGAUCGAUCAAGCCACCACACCUCCUAGAUCCGAUCGCUAAUUUGAGACACCCUUUCAUCUUCGUCAAGUGCACAGCUGAGGCAUGAAGUGCAACAUGCUGCUGGGUUUCUGAUCCUAGAGGGGGGUUUGUGAUGGUCAGGCUAUGACGAUGACACCAUGUCUGGUGUGCUGUUUGGUCUUUAUAAGGUAUUCCAAGCACUCCUCCGUCACCCACUCUUCUCGUCACAUUUCAUCAGUCCUUUCAUCAAGCCUCUCGUUGUUGCAACAGGUUCUAAGAACCAUUUACAUUCUUUCCCUCGAAGCAAGUCUUCGUUUGCUUCUUUUAAGGCCGGUCCUACUUUUUCUACUGCUCUCAAUUGUCACUCUCUGAACCAGUUUUUCCACGAAUUCAACGCAUCUACGAAAGUCUAUAAAUCAAUCAGCAUGAAGUACCAAGUUGCGGUUGUUACCCUCGCCUUGGGCCUGUCCUCAGCAAGCCCUGUGGCCCACUACCACAAAGCGCGAGAAGUCCCCCAGGAACACUCGCACAAUAAAUUCCUGGACCUUGUCCGUGUAUCCUUGCAAAUCGACAACCCCUUGAACAUUCAAGACCCUGUCUUUGGUUUGCUUGGAGAUGCGGCUGCCGCAGCAGGCGCCGGCGAUGUGACUGAUCUCGCCUGUCUCCAGCAAGCCACUGCCGACCAGGCUUUCACCAAUGCCAAAGCCGCUGGUGAUCUGGCUGGUAUGGCUGGUGCCCUGGUCUAUCGAGCAGUGGAAAGAAACACCGCCAAAGUUGGUCAGGCCAGCGCCCUUUGCACAGAGACUGCUGCCAACCCCGAGAUCGCAGCUGUGUCGCAGCAUCAAGAUCCUGCCUCAGCCGGCGCUGCGGAUACCAACAAGGGCAUCACCCUGGCUCUGGCUCAACAAUUAGCUGGCAUCGGUGCCGAUCCACUACUCGCCCUUGAGAGUGGCACUUUCGCUCCAGGCGACGUCAAUGACCCUACUGGAGCGGGCAACACAUGUGACACAGUAGACGAUGAGCCAGGCUGUAUCUUGAGCGAGAACCUCCUUGUGCUCGACGCCACGCCAGACGAAAUCAGCUCGGCAGUCCAAGGCAUUACCCCAACUUUCACUGGUACCGGCGGCAUCAGCGCGACCGAUGUCGACUUCGCAGCUCUUACAGUUGCUUCUGCCACCGCUGCCGCUGUCGCUGUCGCAGCUUCUGACUCUAUUGCCGUCACUACUGCCGCUGCAGUCGCAGCCGUUGCCACAGACGCUGCCGUUGCAAGCGAAUGCUCAGUCGUCGACACAGCUACAGCCACCGCCGCUCCAGCAGACGUUGCCACGGACGCAGCCACCGCCUCGUGCACCGUGAUCACGACCACUAUUGCCGCCGCUAACGUCGUCUCUACCACUCUCAACACGGCCGCUGCCAUCGCGACCGCUGCAUCCGGCACCAACGUGCAGACCUUUACCGGCACUGUCGGCGGGCCACCACCACCAGUCAUCUCCAGCUCGGGCGCCCGCCCCUUCUCAGUUAAGGGCGACACCUUCGUCAACAUUGGCGCUGCCCUCCAACGAUCCUGCGCGGUGCAGCACAACGCAUGCGCCAAUGCCGCCAAUUCCGGCGCCCUGGCCGGCGGCGUCGGCCAAUGCGAAACACAAGAAACAGCAUGCAACGCCGCUGGUGGUGGAACGAAGAAGAUGAAACGCGCGGCCGGAGACUUCGGCACCUGCGCUGACCCGACCAUCUUGUUCGAGGAUAACCUGGACGGCCGAGACACUGCCGCCUUCAUCGCCGCCGAUCAAACAGACUUCAACCACGGCUCUGCCCUAAACAUUGGCGUCGUCGCCGGCUUCAUUUGUCAGCGUCUCGGCUCGACCUGUGACGCCCCAGCUGACGUCCAGGCCUCGUGUACCAGUGCCUCGGCCGCUGCGGUGGCCACGACCCAGGAUCAGGCUGCUGCUGAUGCGUUCAACAGCAUCAUCGGCGCCGCUGGGGCGGGUGCAGUAGAUGCCGGUGCAGUGACCACAGCCGCUGCCGCUGCCGCUACUGCUACCGCCGCCGCCGGCGGCAUCGUCAUGACUAUUACUUCUUGUGCUUAG
Messenger RNA from Exophiala xenobiotica, 2727 nucleotides. RefSeq lists its product as uncharacterized. The record is from RefSeq and is a predicted model, not a curated record. The transcript has a single exon. NCBI's taxonomy places the organism in Eukaryota, Fungi, Ascomycota, Eurotiomycetes, Chaetothyriales, Herpotrichiellaceae. Bases 799 to 2727 code for a protein of 642 amino acids.